Molecule: messenger RNA, 3602 nt
Organism: Toxotes jaculatrix (banded archerfish)
Lineage: Eukaryota; Metazoa; Chordata; Actinopteri; Toxotidae
Gene: ralbp1
Product: ralA binding protein 1
Exons: 10
Coding region: 120-2099 (659 amino acids)
Biological process (GO): positive regulation of GTPase activity; small GTPase-mediated signal transduction; endocytosis
Cellular component (GO): membrane
Molecular function (GO): GTPase activator activity; small GTPase binding
Source: RefSeq, a predicted model, not a curated record
UUUAUUUAGUAUACAGACAGCCGGAAGCUCCACUCUGAAAUUGGCCGAACCGGAUAGUGCUUGGUGUGAUGGAGAGGUGAUGUGCCCACAGCCAGUGGAGUGAUAAGGCCAGAGCAGCCAUGACUGAGUGCUUCCUGCCCCCCAGCAGCAGCCCCGCUGAGCAGCGCAGGGCUGAGCACCCAGGGGGCGUGGCCCGCACCCCCAGCUCUGAGGAAAUCAGCCCCACCAAGUUCCCCGGGUUGUACCGCACCGGCGAACCAUCACCACCUCACGAUGGCCAUCAUCAUGAGGCACCCGACGCCUACGUCUCAGACGAUGACAAGGAGCACAGCAAGAAAAAGAACAAAUUCAAGAAGAAGGAGAAAAGAACGGAAGGCUACGCUGCCUUCCAGGAGGACAGUUCAGCAGACGAAGCUGAGAGCCCAUCCAAGAUGAAGCGCUCCAAAGGAAUCCAUGUGUUCAAGAAGCCGAGCUUCUCCAAGAAAAAGGAAAAAGACUUCAAGGUGAAGGAGAAGGGCCCCAAGGAGGACAAGGCCAAGGAUAAGAAAUCCAAGGACCUGACGGCUGCAGAUGUGGUCAAACAGUGGAAAGAGAAGAAGAAGAAGAAGAAACCAACUACAGAGGCAGAGCCAGUCCCAGUGGAGACCCCCACCUUCAGGCCGAUCUUUGGAGCUCCCCUGACUGAAGCGGUCAAGAGGACAGCUCUGUAUGACGGCAUUCAGCUGCCAGCCAUCUUCAGAGAGUGUGUGGACUACAUUGAAAACUAUGGCAUGAAGUGUGAGGGCAUCUACCGGGUCUCAGGUAUGAAGUCCAAGGUGGAUGAACUGAAAGCGGCGUAUGACCGUGAGGAGUGUCCCUGCCUGGAGGAGUAUGACCCCCACACAGUUGCCAGUCUAUUGAAGCAGUACCUCCGCGAGCUGCCCGAGAACCUGUUGGGCCGAGAGCUGGCCCAGCGCUUUGAGGAUGCCUGCGGUCGGCAGGUGGAGGCCGAGAAAGUGACAGAGUUUCAGAGGCUGUUGUCCGAGGUGCCGCCGGAGAGCCGACUUCUCCUGUCCUGGCUCAUCACACACAUGGACCACGUCAUCGCCAGGGAGGCCGACACCAAGAUGAAUAUUCAGAACAUCUCCAUCGUCCUCAACCCAACCAUACAGAUUGGGAACCGUGUCCUUUACAUGUUCUUCACACACGUGAGGGAGAUGUUUGGAGACGUAGUGCUGAAGCCGGUGGUGCGACCACUCCGCUGGUCCAACAUGGCAACAAUGCCGGCGCUGCCUGAGACCCAGGAGAGCAUCAAAGAGGAGAUCCGACGACAGGAGUUCCUAUUGAACUGCCUGCACAGGGACCUACAGGCAGGGGUGAAGGACUUGUCCAAGGAGGAGCGACUCUGGGAGGUUCAGCGAAUCCUGACGGCUCUAAAGCGCAAACUGAGGGAGGCCAAACGUCAGGAAUGUGAGAGUAAAAUAGCCCAGGAGAUAGCGAGCCUGUCAAAGGAAGAUGUUUCCAAAGAGGAAAUGACUGAGAAUGAGGAGGAAGUUAUCAAUCUCCUCUUGGCACAGGAAAAUGAGAUCCUGACCGAGCAGGAGGAGCUGAUCUCUCUUGAGCAGGUGCUUCGUAGACAGAUAGCUACUGAGAAGGAAGAAAUUGAGAGACUCCGAGCAGAGAUUGCAGACAUACAGAGUCGGCAGCAGGGUCGCAGCGAAACGGAGGAAUAUUCAUCUGACAGUGAAAGUGAGAGUGAAGAUGAGGAAGAGCUGCAGAUGAUUUUGGAGGAUCUGCAGAAGCAAAAUGAAGAACUGGAGAACAAAAACACCCAUCUGAACCAGGCCAUCCAUGAGGAGCAGGAAGCCAUCUUGGAGCUCCGUGUCCAGCUUCGCCUCCUGCAGAGCCACAAAAUGCAGCAGGAACUGACUGUGCAGCCGCCGGCCGAGCAGGCGCCGCCCGCGCAACCGAGCCCGGAGGCUCGCAGCGAGGAGCAAGCCAAACGCUCCGUCGCCACGGUGGCCACCAGUGCCGACACGGCUGCUUCGGCCAAUGGAAAGGCAGUGAAGGAUCAUUCAAAGCCCUCACCGAGCAAAGACAGGAGAGACACCAACAUGUGAGAGGUCAGUGAUGUAUUUGGUGGCUCUGUGCUGCUGUACAUCUCUGCCACUGGUCAGCUGUCCUAUAGUGUCACUCGUUAUCCACUGGAGAGUUCACAUUGCUGGAUCUGUGCGUUCAUUAGUAACUAUUGUCAACUAAGUGGCAGCCAUGUAAAAAAAUCUCUUAAAUGCCUAAUGUCUUUGGCGUCCCGACUCUCUCCGUCACAUUGUUUUCCAUUUUGCCGUAAACACAGAGGAACUAAGAAAAGAGUAGCUGCUGUAGCAGACAAGAGGCUACUAGUGUGAGAGAUGAGGAGGGACCAUAUGACCAUAUGAAGGGAUUUAUAAAGCAAGUAAUGGGUUGGAAGAGAGAGUAGAUAGAGAAGAAAGUUUAUUUUUUCACAGGUAAAGGCUUAAGAAAUAAUCACUAGAUAUGAUCCCAGACCCUGUAACUCAUUUUGUCCCUUACCAAGGUGCAAAUCUGUCAUGUUAGGAUAGAGACCACUGUGCCAUACCUGAAGAUGCCAGACUGGUUAAGUUUCCCCAGAGAACCACUAAUACAAAAAGCUCUUUGAAUAAUGAAGAAUUUCUGAUUGGUCUAUCUAUAUAUUAUAUAUUUAAAUAGUAUUCUGAAGAAUACAAAUGACUAUUCAAGAAAUACAUUGAUUUUAAAUGACUUUUUUUUUUAGUAAUAUAUGAAUAUAUGUAUAAAUAUAUUGCAGAUGCUUUCUUUUGUUUGAGCAGCAGUGGUGUUGUACGUCCCAGCUGAACAGUGGAUGAAAACAUGAACGCCAAACAAAUACGCAGAAAAAAUAUGUUCAUCACUGCAAAACGUAGACAAACAGCUGGAGGCAACGUUGUGUGAAACAACUUCUCUAUGUAGUGCAAUCAUCUUUUCUGUUAUCUCUGCCUCUCUUGCACAAGCAGCAAAAAAAAAAACAAACAUGGCAAAUGACAUUUCUCCAGUGUUACGAUGGGAUAACAAAUCUGUAGUGAUGAUUUUUUUUUUUUUGUCUCCAGAAUAUGUGCAGAGGCACGCAGGGGGUUUAUUUACUUUUGUUUCUGAUAGUGUUUUUUAACUCUUGGUGUGCGGAGUUAUUAUUCACGGCAUCAUUUUGGAGUAAGUGAACACAACAUUUGUCAAUCAUUUCAUUUCACAGCUCAUCCAUGACUAUUGCAAAGUAAAGUCAAUAGCAUGGCCUGACUUACUUACUUACUGUAUCUGUAUAUUAUUGUAAAAUUGCAAACAUACUGUAUUUUCAGCUCUAAUGUUUUGUCUUUUUUUUUUUUUAAUGACCUGUAUGAAGUAUGCUAGUGUGACUGCGUCUGCUUUGGUCAUGGGCAAAUCGAAGCAAUCUCAUCUGGACUCAUGAUUCAGCGUGUUUAUUAAUCCUGUGACUGAAAUUUUAGAUUGGGCUGAGAAGCUUCUCAUAGGGUUAUUUUCAUAUUGUUCCGAGCUUUUGUAGCUUAUUGUUGCAGACAGAAUAAUGCUGUGAAGAAUAAAGUGUCAAUCCGAAUAACUGA